UCUUCAUCAAUUGAUUUAAUUCCCUUCUCUCAUUCUCUGCAUGCCUUUCUAAAACCAAACUCGGCGCAAAUCGAAAUAAGGAAAAAACUCAUAACUAGAUCGUAAAAUGGCGACAGAUUUGAAACCGAAGUACGCAUACACGGUGGUUUACGUCAAGGAUGUUGCUAAAUCCGUCGAGUUUUACGGUAAGGCGUUCGGUCAGCCUGUUCGCCGUUUGGACGAUUCGCACAGAUGGGGUGAGCUAGAAAGCGGACAGACAACAAUCGCGUUUACGCCGGUGCAUCAACAUGAAACGGAUGAUCUCACCGGAGAGGUUCAGGAACAAAAGUCGAAAACCAUAAGGAAUCAACUUGAGGUUUGCUUUGCUUAUGCAGACGUGGAUGCUGCAUACAAGAGGGCGGUGGAGAAUGGGGCGGAGGCUGUGUGCCCGCCGGAGGAUAAAGAAUGGGGACAGAGGGUCGGGUAUGUUCGUGAUAUCGAUGGGAUUGUGGUGAGGAUGGGAAGCUUUGUGAAGCAGCGUUGAAUCAUGUGCAUCUAUGUAUGCAUAGACACUGUGUGUGUGUGUGUGACUGUGGUGGUGGGGUAAUGUGUUAAAUAAUAUUAGUAGUAUGUUUUGUUUUCCAUAGAGGUUAUCGUUUCACGAUUUCUUCGUAAAAAUUCUAUACAGGGGAUGUUCGAUUGUACGUAAUUAUAU
Lactuca virosa is the source of this 694-nucleotide messenger RNA. The record is from the annotation of a GenBank genome assembly. Lineage: Eukaryota; Viridiplantae; Streptophyta; Magnoliopsida; Asterales; Asteraceae.